UCGCAUCAAAUUCUUGCAAAGUGACAUAAUCAAAGCAUUAAUUACCAUUUGUAUUUCAGGUGCAGACAAUACGUCAACAAACGUCUCUACAAUGACCGACGCAAGCGAGAAGCCGUCGACAGAGUUGGAUACCUUCCUUCCUCAAGAUGGAUCUCAUUUCAAGGACGGCGUCCUGUCCGCUAAAUAUAAAGUACAAGUUACCCCACGCGAUCCCGAAGCCGCACUGGGCGAUGAGAAGAGUUUCGAUCCCUUUGCGGAACGUAAAAUCGACAAUCCGACAACGGAUUGCGAUACAUUGACACAUUUGUUAAAAGCCUCUCUCGGCACUGGAAUACUGGCUAUGCCCAUUGCUUUCAAAAGCGCCGGAUUACUCGUGGGUAUCUUUGCCACGAUACUCGUCGCAUUCGUGUGCACGCAUUGCGCAUAUAUUCUGGUCAAAUGUGCGCAUGUGCUUUAUUACAAAACUCGAAAAACGGAAAUGGGAUUUGCUGAGGUUGCCGAGGUAGCUUUCAGUACCGGACCCGAAUGGGCGAGAAAGUUUGCCAAGCCUUCCAGGUUAUUGCUUUGUUUGUCGAAUACCUUUAGCAACCUUUUCUUGUUACUAAAUAAUUUUUUUUUUUUUCGUAACAGAUAUCUCAUACAGAUCGGUUUGUUUACCACAUAUUUCGGCACCUGCAGCGUGUACGCAGUAAUCGUGGCCGCUAACAUUCAGCAGAUCAUCGAGCAUUAUCAAGAGGUUGAUUACAACAUCCGAUUAAUCACCGCUUACUUGUUGGUGCCGUUGAUUCUCCUAAGCUGGAUACCCGAUUUGAAGUAUCUCGCGCCAGUUUCAAUGGUAGCGAACAUCUUUAUGGGAACAGGACUGGGAAUAACAUUUUACUACCUCGUUUGGGAUUUGCCAUCAUUGUCUUCAGUGCCUUUAGUGGCUACAAUCGAAACCUUCCCGCAGUUCUUCAGCAUCACUGUCUUCGCUAUGGAGGCAAUUGGCGUGGUGAUGCCUCUGGAGAACAGCAUGAAGAUGCCGCAACACUUUGUAGGACUCUGUGGAGUUCUCAACAAGGGAAUGUCCGGCGUUACUCUUGUAUAUAUUUUCCUUGGAUUUCUCGGAUAUGCUAAGUAUCAGGACGCAACGGAGGGUAGCAUCACUCUCAAUCUGCCGACGGAAGAAAUAGCGGCGCAAGUUGUGAAAAUACUAAUCGCUCUAGCUGUCUUCUGCACCUUUGGUUUGCAAUUUUAUGUGUGUCUCGAUAUCGGAUGGAACUCUAUAAAGCAACAUUUCGAGAAGAAACCUCUUUUAGCCAACUAUAUCAUGAGGACGGUGCUAGUAACAGGCGCAGUUCUCCUUGCCGUGGCAGUGCCAACAAUCGAACCGUUCAUCAGUCUAAUUGGUGCAUUUUGUUUCUCCAUUUUGGGCCUUCUCAUUCCGGUCUUUAUUGAGACUGUAACUUACUGGGAUGUCGGCUUUGGACCGGGAAACUGGGUAGCCUUGAAAAAUGUAAUUAUAUGCGUGAUAGGCGUGAUGGCGUUAGUGUUUGGAUCACGCAGUGCUAUAAUGGAUAUAGUGAAAUUGUACGCUUGAUAGACAAAAUUUUUUUAUCUAGUGCAAAUAUUUCAAUAGAAAUACGAUAAAUUUUUCUAUCACAUCUCCAUGGCUAAUGGUAUUUUAGAACGAAGUAAGCAUAUUGGACUCGUAGGCAGAUGUCAUUGAUUUCUGGAUAGGACCGAUGUAUUUUUAUUGUACAUAUUAACUCAGAUUUUCUUGAUAUUUUAGAAUCUUCUAAAAGUAUCAAUUUUUUUAAUUAUGUUGAUCAUAUAAUAGGACCUUUAUUUAAAAAAUUAUACUCUUUAGUCUAUGAAUUUAUUCUUAUGUAAACAAAAACAUAUCAAAAAAUUAUUAAUAUUUUAAAAUAACGUAUGGCUAUAUUUUAUAGAACAGAAAUUUAAAAAAGCAAAUGUAGAUUUAAGAGCAAUGGCAGUAUUCAUUUAACAGAAAAAAUGCAAAAUAAUGAAUGAUCGUGAAUUAUCGCCAUCGUAAUGUGCGAAUGUAUUCUUAAGAAUGCGUGAAGUUCCUGUAGGAAAUAAUUUCUAUAUUAUCGGAAUGUUAUAUUUAAUUUUACAUGAAAAUUCUGCAUUUAUGAGAUUGUAAUUAAAGAAGUUUUAAGUCUAUCAAUCUAUUAAAAUGACUUUCACAAUCUUAGUUUGCAGAAAAAAGAUAUUUUUAUAAAAUGUCAAGCAUAUUUUCAUUAAAUUCGCUCAAAUAUGCAAUGUAAUACUAUUUAUAUUUUAUAUUUACAGUUUAUAUUUUAUUACUUUAUAUACAAAAAUCGUAUAUAAAAAUAGCAAAAUAUUUAAUUAAAAAAUGUGAUUGAAGGAUUUAGAACUGUAUUUCAACGAAAAAUGCAGAGUUUGCUGGAUAUGUUAUCUGUAUGGGAAAAAAAUAUUGCUCAAACAAAGUGUCUUGCAAUUUUCCUGCGUUGCAUUUAAAAUUAACAUCAGAAUGUGUAUAUCUUUCAGAACUAAUAUACAUAAGAAACAUCUGUAUACUGUUCCAUCUCUUUUUUUUACAAGCAAAUAAAUGUACAGAUAUAAAUAAAAAUUAA
Messenger RNA from Monomorium pharaonis (pharaoh ant), 2600 nucleotides. It is a transcript of the gene path, whose product is annotated as proton-coupled amino acid transporter-like protein pathetic. The record is from RefSeq and is a predicted model, not a curated record. The transcript is spliced from 7 exons. Bases 92 to 1579 code for a protein of 495 amino acids. Gene Ontology annotation, biological process: amino acid transmembrane transport. Gene Ontology annotation, molecular function: amino acid transmembrane transporter activity. Gene Ontology annotation, cellular component: vacuolar membrane. Lineage: Eukaryota; Metazoa; Arthropoda; Insecta; Hymenoptera; Formicidae.